UCGCUGGUGCCGCUGUGCGCCGCCCAACCACGGCGGGAUCGUCAUUGAGAAGGACGAGCGCAGACGGGGAGACCGAGGUCUUAAGAGGACCUUAAGGAUGGUACCGGCACACUGUUGCUCGUCUCCUUAAAGACGGCGAACCGUCAAUCAGUCGCAAAGUCGUCUCUCGCGCGGCGCGACGUAUUAAAAGAUAAAUCUCGUUGCGAUAAACGGAAAUACCGACAAAAAAAUCUCGCCGUUUCGCAAAAUCGUUUGUCGCAAAAUGAGUGGGUCGGGCAAGAGUCUUCUCGGGGUGUGGCUGUACAGGAGAGGCGAGAGCUGGGCCGUCAAGGAAGGAAGUCCGCUACACAAAUCGCGCGACAUCCCCGAGAGUGAGAAUAAUCCGACUAGUGACAACAAGAAUUCUGUGAUAUUUUCCUUGAAGAAUCAAGUCGGUGGCUUGGCACGAGCACUUCAAGUGUUUCAGGAUUUAGGUAUAAACGUUGUGCACAUCGAAUCGAGGAAGUCACAGCGCCGCGUCUCCGAGUACGAUAUCCUCGUAGACGUCGAGUGCGACCCGAAGAGGAUGGAGCAAUUGAUGAAGAUGCUGAGCCGCGAAGUAGCGGCUAUCAAUCUCGCCCAUUACGAGCAGAUCGGAAGUAUACCGCGCGCGCCGUCCCUUUCGACCGCGACAAGCUUCGAUUUUAGCGAGGUAGACAUGCCCUGGUUCCCACGGAAGAUAUCGGACCUAGACCGGGCCCAGAAAGUUCUCAUGUAUGGAUCAGAAUUGGACGCGGACCAUCCUGGCUUCAAGGACACCGUGUAUCGUAAGCGCCGCGAGGAGUUCGCCGAUAUUGCUUACAAUUACAGAUAUGGUCAACCGAUACCGAGGGUGCAGUAUACGCCGGAGGAGAUCAAAACCUGGGGAACCGUUUUCCGCGAACUGCAUCAACUUUAUCAAAAAUACGCGUGCAAAGAAUAUCUGGAAAACUGGCCGAGGCUGGUCAAGUAUUGUGGAUACAGAGAAGACAAUAUACCACAGCUGCAGGAUAUAAACGUCUUCCUGAAGCGAACGACAGGAUUUCAACUUCGCCCGGUCGCGGGAUAUCUGACACCGCGGGACUUCCUUGCCGGCCUCGCUUUCCGAGUGUUCCACUGCACGCAGUACAUUCGACACUCUUCCGAUCCAUUUUACACGCCGGAGCCAGACUGCUGCCACGAAUUGCUGGGCCACAUGCCGCUGCUGGCGAACGCGAGCUUCGCGCAGUUCUCUCAGGAGCUCGGUCUGGCUUCCCUCGGCGCGUCGGACGAAGACAUAGACAAACUGGCAACCCUGUACUUCUUCACGGUGGAGUUCGGUCUGUGCAAGCAAGACGGUAUGCUACGCGUUUACGGGGCCGGUCUGCUGUCAUCGGUGGCGGAGUUGCGACACGCGGUCACCACCCCCGAGAAGACCAUAAGAUUCGAGCCGGACAUCACUUGCAAGCAGGAAUGCAUCAUCACCGCAUUUCAGAAUGCGUAUUAUUAUACGGACAGCAUAGAGGAGGCGAAGGAAAAAAUGCGCGCGUUCGCCAAUCAGAUUCAACGGCCCUUCGGGAUACGCUACAACCCGUAUACCCAGUCGGUGGAGGUGUUGACGGAUGCCCAGAAGAUCACGGCGGUGGUCAGCGAGCUGCGGGGCGAUCUUUGCAUAGUGUCGAACGCCCUGAAGAAGAUCCACGAGCAGGACGACACCAUCGACGUCGAAAGGAUAACGAGCCUGCUGACUCAUGGCAUUGAGAUGCCGCAGGACAGCUCGUCCUCGGACAGCGACGACCAGGACAACAGUCCCAACGCCGAGGAGACUCGUCCUCGGGAAGAUCAGCAAACGCGUCGACAUGACGAAGAGAUCGCAGGCCCAUUAAAUGCUUAAAAAGAUCAGCGUAAAGCUUGAGAAUUAGAUUCUCUGACGGACGCAGAAAUCUCUUUGCUGUCUUAUGUAGAAAUGCCGUAAAAAUCAACGAUUAUAUAGACAUAUAGUAUAAAAUAAGAUAUAAUUAGUUUGAGGUGAGAACUAAAAUUAUUAAACAUGGACGGAUUAAGAUUAUCCUCAUUCAUUUCCUGUUUAUCUAUCUAUAAAGAAGUAUAUUGAUAAUAAAUAAUCUUCAAAUAUAUGUAUAGAAGGAAAGAAAAUAAUUACUUGUAAGAGACGUCAAUAGUCAAAUCACCUCAUUUCAAAGUACAUUUUAGUGUACAUUUAGUCUGCAUUUAGUAUACAUUUAAUGGAUAUUUUAGAACACAUUUUAGCAUGACUAAUAGAUUAGAGCAUUAACUGUGUGUAUUAUGAUAUAUCAUAUGUCAAUGUACAUUGAUGUACAGAUUACGUUUCAUAAAACGUAAUCUUUUAAGCGGAGAUCCCUUCUUCAAAAGAUAGAAGACUUUUACCAAUUGAAUUUGCAGCUUUUAGUCAUAUUCAGUCUCUUCUUGGCGAAAAAUACAGGUCGGAGCGUAAGUUGAGUGUAAGAUGAGAAUGAUAGAAGUGUAAGCAAGACUUCUACGAAGCGCAAAUUGGGACGCUACAUUUGAAAGAAGCGUUUGAAAAGUAAACGACUCUUUUACGUUUCGAUGUUCUAAUUUACGCUUCAUAGAAGUUUCAUUUACGUCUCCCCCCUCUCACUCUCUCUCCCUCUCUCAUCUAUCUUUAUAUGAUAUAUGUACAUUCAACAUUUUCGGCUAUAUCUUUUAAUCCUUCCACGUAUGUACUAUUUCUGUUAAAUGUAUAUAAAUAAUGUGAACGUAGUUAUUGAGAUGUAUAUUGUAAUGGAAUAAAAAUAUAUUGCACAGC
Molecule: messenger RNA, 2803 nt
Organism: Vollenhovia emeryi
Lineage: Eukaryota; Metazoa; Arthropoda; Insecta; Hymenoptera; Formicidae
Gene: Trhn
Product: tryptophan 5-hydroxylase 1
Exons: 12
Coding region: 263-1891 (542 amino acids)
Biological process (GO): aromatic amino acid metabolic process; serotonin biosynthetic process
Cellular component (GO): neuron projection
Molecular function (GO): tryptophan 5-monooxygenase activity; iron ion binding
Source: RefSeq, a predicted model, not a curated record